CCCUCUGUACGUUGAGAAUACGCAACACGUCAUUUUCUUAAAUUAGCGCGAGAACUUUCUCCUCUAAACAUCUAAUUUUGUGAAGAAACGCCUCUUAUCAUGGCCGAUUCAUCCUCACCAGCUGAGCCUCCGCAGAACAGCGGCGACGACGUGUUGGAGCUGAACAAGGAUUUGGAGAGAAUGAUUGAGAACAUUGAAAGUAUAUCAGUGCAGCUGACUUGGAUGGCUUAUGACAUGGUGGCACUGCGGACCAGUCCCGAGCUGGGGGCCUCUAUGCGGAGACUGGAAGAAGAGUAUCACAGGUGCAGAGUUGUUGUCAGCGGAGACCGAGACCAGAAGCCAGAGAGACACAUGUCCUGAGCCUGCUGCUACAACACUAAAUCAAAUGUGAUGUCGUUAUUAGAUUUCAGUUUAUACGGACUUAGAUUAAGGGAUUGGUUUAUGUCAAUGGUUGUUAAAGCAGUUUAACAUUACAUUUUACUGUGUUCAAGUAAAUGCUAAAACACUAUGUUCAUUUUUAUUUUGCUAUGGAGAAGCAGGAGUUUGGAGGAAUCUGCAUCUGCCUUCUAUUUGCAUUAAAACAGGAUUUUUCAUUCAGUAAUGUAAACUGCAGUCCUACAGUAUGAUUGUAAUAAGUUGUUUGUAAAGUGGCCUGCAGAUAUUGUGUGUUAUGUAGUUACUAAAGUGGUUUGUUAAAUGCAAUAAAUAAAGACAAUUUUAAACAAGAA
Thunnus maccoyii (southern bluefin tuna) is the source of this 728-nucleotide messenger RNA. It is a transcript of the gene syce3, whose product is annotated as synaptonemal complex central element protein 3. Gene Ontology annotation, biological process: reciprocal meiotic recombination; spermatogenesis; synaptonemal complex assembly. The transcript is spliced from 3 exons. The coding region runs from base 100 to 360 and encodes 86 amino acids. The record is from RefSeq and is a predicted model, not a curated record. NCBI's taxonomy places the organism in Eukaryota, Metazoa, Chordata, Actinopteri, Scombriformes, Scombridae.